Glarea lozoyensis ATCC 20868 is the source of this 1983-nucleotide messenger RNA. Its product is annotated as WD40 repeat-like protein. Gene Ontology annotation, molecular function: protein binding. The transcript is spliced from 4 exons. NCBI's taxonomy places the organism in Eukaryota, Fungi, Ascomycota, Leotiomycetes, Helotiales, Helotiaceae. Gene Ontology annotation, biological process: negative regulation of transcription by RNA polymerase II. The record is from RefSeq and is a predicted model, not a curated record. Gene Ontology annotation, cellular component: nucleus; transcription repressor complex. The coding region runs from base 1 to 1983 and encodes 660 amino acids.
AUGGCUAGCUCGGGCAGCAGCAAUGCCUCUCCAUUUGGAGGCGCCGAGGAAGAUGAAUCUGGCAUAAUAUCAACUCGAGGACUGGAAGCCUUUGGAAGAAAAGUCACCACCACGGCAGGACAUCUCAUGGGUCCUCUAGAUGCCUCAUCGAGUACCCAUUACCACAAUGCAAUGAGCGACUUGCACAAGCAAUUGCGAAGACCAAAUCUCCAGAGAAGUGUCUUCUCGUUCGCAAAGACGAGCCCGACUGAUCUUGUUCGUUCGAAGCUGUCUACUUCAGAGAUACAAUAUCGUGCUCUUACAUUUCUCCCGGACGAACUCUUGAGGAACAUUCCGGAUGACGAGAACACAUACUCACUGUUCCAGGGCUUCCAAGCCACUUUACCCACCACCAGUCCUUCCAAUAGUCCGAAAGGUAAAAAGCAUCAAAGGAAGGUUUCGAGAGGAAGGAAAUUACUUGAGGAUGACAAGUCGGAUUCCGAUUCCACACCCCCCUCGCUCUCGAAAUUGAAACGGGAACAAAAGAACUUGAACCACCAACUGGAAAUGAUGGGAAUACGGAAGAACAUGGCGAGCAGCGAGAUACAUGAAAUCGAUAGCAAAAUCUCAAAUCUCAAUUCCAUGCGAAAAAUUGUACUUGAUCGAUUAGCCGGACUGGAACAGGAGGAGGCUAUGUUGGAACAUGAUAUCCUUGAUGUUGAAACCAGACUCGAAGAUGCUCAGGAGCAGCUGGAAGAUGAGGCGGCACUGAAGGCGGAGGUUGAUCUUGAAGAGGUGGAUGAUCCUUCAAUUGAUGCCUCUUUUAUGUCUGAAUCUAUAUACGAGAAGUUACCCUCAGCUUCCAGCACACCGACAAAGGCUAAAAGGCACAAAACUAUACGACGGAAAUCCAUGCCAAUCUUACACGAACAUUUUGAGCCAGGGUCCAUGAUAAGAGAAAUUCAAGCCCAUGGAGAUAUGAUAACAGCACUCGACUUUGAUGUGCCAUUUGGAACGAUGGUAACAUCGGCCCUCGACGACAGUGUACGAGUAUGGGAUUUAAACGCCGGAAGAUGUAUGGGGUUGCUCGAGGGACACACCGCGUCUGUACGAGCGUUGCAAGUGGAAGAUAACAUCGUGGCAACUGGAUCCAUGGAUGCCACUAUUCGAUUAUGGGAUCUUAGUAAGGCUCGCUACGAGGUACCAGAUAACCGCAUAAACAAAAAGGAUGCGGAUGAAGAGGACCCUCUAGCAUUUGGGGAUGAAGAGGAUCAACCAUUUGAUCCUCCUGUAGGAACAAUGACUGACUGCCCCUUGUUCACACUAGAGGCUCAUGUAGAUGAAGUCACUGCUUUGCAUUUCAGAGGCGAUACACUCAUCUCUGGUUCAGCGGAUAAAACUUUACGGCAGUGGGAUCUUGAAAAGGGACGUUGCGUACAGACUCUGGAUGUCAUGUGGGCAGCAGCUCAGGCCUCUGCAACCAUGGGAUCUGGCGAGGGCGCUUGGAGGCAGACUGGUAAAGUUGCCGACACCUCGGCUGAUUUUGUAGGCGCUGUGCAGGUUUUUGAUGCUGCACUUGCCUGUGGAACUGCGGACGGCAUGGUUAGAUUAUGGGACUUGAGAAGUGGGCAAGUUCACAGAAGCCUGGUUGGUCAUACCGGACCUGUGACAUGUCUUCAGUUUGAUGACAUGCAUCUGGUUACUGGCAGUUUGGACCGAAGUAUUCGAAUUUGGGAUCUUCGAACCGGAGCGAUUCAUGAUGCGUAUGCCUACGACGGUCCUAUCACUAGUAUGAUGUUUGAUAGCCGCCGUAUAGUCUCUGCAGCCGAGGAAGACGUUGUAAAGGUCUACGAUAAGACAGAUGGUCGCCACUGGGACUGUGGCGCUGGAGUGACUGCACUUGACGAGGGUAAGACGCCUGCCAUAGUGGACCGAGUAAGAAUCAAAGACGGAUAUCUUACCGAAGGCCGCAGAGAUGGCGUUGUGGGAAUCUGGACGUGCUAA